UUCAUUCACCUUAUCCCAAUUCCUCGCCUAUCAAAAACCCUCCAAAAACCUCACUCCAUUGCCAAUGGAUUCAAUCUCAAACCCCCACAAAAAAAUCCAUUUCUAGUUAGUUCCAAUUCUUAAUGUUAAUUUCUUCACCUCUAAGUCUCUCCACAAACCCUUUUCACAUCCUCUAUCUCUGUAUCCAUGGAGCUUUGUUCACCAUUCAAACCCCACCCAAGACCUGACCUCUCUUUCUCAUCUUCCUUCUCACCUUUCCCCUUCCAAACCCACCUCAAAACCCCCCAAAUCUCAACACCCACUUCCCCAAAAUUUCGAAUUCUGGCCGUUGCUUUGGACCCACAAGAACUCCCCCAAAACAGCCCCCAAAGGCUCCUCAAAGAGCUCGCUGAGCGCAAGAAAGUUGUCUCGCCGAAGAAGAGGAUACCCCCGAAGAGAUUCAUCCUAAAACCCCCAUUAGAUGACAAGAGAUUAGCUGAAAGAUUUCUAAACAGUCCCCAAUUGUCCCUCAAAGCCUUUCCUUUAUUGAGUUCUUGUUUACCAUCUUCUAGACUUAACAAUGCUGAUAAAACUUGGAUUGAAGAGUACCUUUUGGAAGCCAAGCAAGCUCUUGGGUACCCUUUAGAGCCAUCAGAUAGGUUUGGGGAUGAUAACCCAGCAAAGCAAUUUGAUACUUUGUUGUAUUUGGCUUUUCAGCAUCCUUAUUGUGAGAGAGCGAAGACACGGCAUGUGAGAUCAGGGCAUUCGAGGUUGUGGUUUUUGGGGCAGUAUGUGCUUGAAUUGGCAAUGGCUGAGUUUUUCUUGCAGAGGUAUCCGAGGGAGUCACCGGGUCCAAUGAGGGAGAGGGUGUAUGCUUUGAUUGGGAAGAGGUAUCUUCCCCAGUGGAUUAAAGCGGCUAGCUUGCAAAAUUUGAUCUUUCCUUAUGAUAACAUGGACAAGUUAAUCCGAAAGGACCGCGAACCCCCUGUGAAAGCUGUGUUCUGGGCAUUGUUUGGGGCAAUUUAUCUCUGUUUUGGUAUGCCAGAAGUAUACCGUGUUCUUUUUGAAGUAUUUGGUAUGGACCCAGAAGCUGAAGAAUGCCAGCCUAAAUUAAGGAGACAACUUGAAGACGUAGACUAUGUCUCUGUGGAAUUCGAUGGCAGAAAGCUAAACUGGCAAGAUGUUGCUGCAUAUAAGCCCCCAGAAGAUGCACUUUUUGCACACCCAAGGCUUUUCAGAGCAUGUGUCCCACCAGGCAUGCAUCGUUUCCGAGGAAAUAUAUGGGAUUACGAUAGCAAACCCCAAGUUAUGCAAACGUUGGGAUAUCCCUUAAUAAUGACUGAUAGAAUUCCAGAAAUUACUCAAGCGAGGAACAUAGAACUUGGACUUGGGUUGCAGCUUUGUUUUAUGCACCCGUCAAAAUACAAGUUUGAGCACCCUCGGUUUUGCUUUGAGCGACUAGAAUAUGUUGGCCAAAAGAUCCAGGACCUUGUGAUGGCUGAGAGGUUGCUAAUGAAGCAUCUGGAUGCACCUGGGAGAUGGUUACAAGAGAAGCAUCGCCGUAUUUUGAUGAACAAGUUCUGUGGUAAGUUCUUGAGGGAAAAAUAUCUACACCGCUUUAUCAUCUACAGCGAGCAAGUACAAGAUGCGUACGAACAUAAUCGAAGAUUAAGGAACCCUGCCACGACCUCUGUUCAGCAAGCCAUCCAUGGGCUCUCGUACACUGUAUACGGGAAACCAGACGUGCGACGCCUCAUGUUUGAGGUUUUUGACUUUGAGCAGAUCCAACCUAAAACCAUGUGAAGAUUUGAGAGAUUAACUCUCAAGUGAACUCAACAAGGGUAAGUCUGGUUUUUCUUCGACUCACAAAUUUGUCCAAAUGGGAUGUACUUCCACAGUUUUUUGUAAGAUUGUUGGUACAUCAAGGCACAAAGAGAAGUACAGUGUAUAUAUUUUUGUUUCUCUGUUUUUUGUAGACUAAAUGUACUAUGUGCUAUCAUUGGAUGCUCUUCCAUUAUUCAAGAAUUAUAAAGCUUUCUGUUCUUGAUAACGUGAUUCGAUCAA
Molecule: messenger RNA, 2043 nt
Organism: Camellia sinensis
Lineage: Eukaryota; Viridiplantae; Streptophyta; Magnoliopsida; Ericales; Theaceae
Product: Ribonuclease III family protein
Biological process (GO): regulation of gene expression; RNA processing
Cellular component (GO): nucleus
Molecular function (GO): ribonuclease III activity; double-stranded RNA binding
Source: RefSeq, a predicted model, not a curated record